Messenger RNA from Ylistrum balloti, 969 nucleotides. RefSeq lists its product as uncharacterized. Gene Ontology annotation, molecular function: nucleic acid binding; zinc ion binding. Bases 1 to 969 code for a protein of 322 amino acids. Lineage: Eukaryota; Metazoa; Mollusca; Bivalvia; Pectinida; Pectinidae. The record is from RefSeq and is a predicted model, not a curated record. The transcript has a single exon.
AUGUCUGAAGAUCACAUCGAUCUUGAUGUCCUGAGGAGUACGGUGAGGCUGCAUGUGUCCGGUCCGAGGAGGAAUACUGUCACCCGCUUUGAAAUCGUGAAGGCGUUGCUGGAUGGUGGCGUCCCUGGGAAGGACAUGGCAUCAGUUUUCCGGUGCGAGGCUCCGAACACAUGGUUUGCGACGCUUUCCAAUAUUGAUCUUGUGGACAGAACAGUAGCUGCCGGACCCAUUUCCUGUGAGCAAUUCGUGCUACACCCUGAGCCUUGUGACCAGCGGCGUCUAACUAUUAGGGUCCAGUGGCUUCCCUCGUGGAUUGCUGAUAAUGCCAUUGCCAGUUACUUUGAGGGCUAUGGAAAGGUCAUUAAUGUGCACCGAGAGGAGACUGACAUUAGUGGUGUGACUCUAGAGACUGGCACACGAGUGAUAACUAUGGUUAUUCGGGAGGGUGAUCAGGAUGAUAUUCCUCACAGGAUACGGAUUUUUGGGAAGACAGCCCUAAUCAUGGUUCCAGGAAGGCCACCGAUAUGCUUGCGCUGCCAGCAGGUCGGCCAUGUUCGGUCUAAGUGUCCGGGGAGACCGGUGGAGACAACAAAGCUCACAUAUGCUGCUAAGGUGGCACGUCCUUUGGUCCCGUCGACGGCGACUGCUGAACCGAUCGUUCUACCGACGCAGGACGAGAAAGGGCCGACGCCGCCUAACCAGGAGGAAACCGCGAGCCCCUCGCCCGGAGGGAGUGGUGUCUCCGACAGUGGGAAACGUAAUAGCCCCGAGAUUGACGAGGAAGGAUUUCAGCGAACGAAGAGGGGAAGGCACUCCAACAGGUCACCUGAGGUGCUAUCCAAUGGAGAUCUUGUUCCUGGGCAGCGUUUUAGGUCUGUCUACAUGGAUAUGAGUGAAGGUGACGAUAGUGACAAGGACUCAGAUGACCGUCUAGUGAUCGAUGAAGAUGAGGCGGAAUCGAUUCAGUGA